AUGUCUUUGGCCUACGCCCCAACCACUCGUAACAUAGAUCACACAAAGUCCGAAGCUGAGCUUGCGAUCAACAUCAGAAAGGCGACGAGUAUCGAAGAGACAGCGCCCAAACGCAAACAUGUUCGGAGCUGUAUUGUGUACACAUGGGAUCACAAAUCAUCCACGGCAUUCUGGGCAGGCAUGAAAGUGCAGCCCAUCCUUGCCGACGAAGUACAGACUUUCAAGGCACUGAUUACUGUGCAUAAGGUGCUCCAGGAAGGCCAUCCGACGACACUACGAGAUGCAAUGGCAAAUCGAAGCUGGAUCGACAGCCUCAACAGAGGAAUGUCUGGGGAGGGUCUGCGAGGUUAUGGCCCCUUGAUCAAAGAAUACGUCAAUUUUCUCCUUGCGAAGUUGGCCUUCCAUCAACAACAUCCGGAUUUCAAUGGCACAUUUGAAUAUGAGGAAUACAUAAGCUUGAAGGGCAUCAACGACCCAAACGAGGGUUAUGAAACCAUCUCAGACCUCAUGAUGCUUCAAGACAGGAUAGAACAGUUCCAAAAACUGAUCUUCUCCCACUUUCGAAGUGGUGGCAACAACGAAUGUAGGAUAUCGGCACUGGUGCCUUUGGUCCAAGAGAGUUAUGGAAUCUACAAAUUCAUUACAAGCAUGCUGCGUGCUAUGCAUACAACGACCGGCGACGACGACGCCUUGGAACCCCUGAGAGAACGUUACGAUGCGCAGCAUUACCGCCUAGUCAAAUUCUAUUACGAAUGCUCCAAUCUGCGUUAUCUUACUAGCUUGAUAACUGUACCCAAGCUCCCACAAGAGCCUCCCAAUCUCCUUUCUGAAGAUGAAUCUGCCCCACGAUUACCCCAGCGACCGAAGCAAGAGAUCGAAAGACAAAUUACGCCUCCUCCAGCACCCAAGGUGGAAGAACCAGACGAGAUUGGAGAGUUCUGGAAGAACGAACAAGCCCGGCAGAAUAGAGAGUAUGAGGAGCAGCAAAGGGUACUAGAAGAGCGGCAGGCGCAACAGCUUUAUGCCCAACAGCAAGCUGCGCUUCAGGCACAGCGUGAUUUUGAAGAGCAACAACGACAGUUAGCUGAACAGCAAAGGCGAGACCAGGAAGCAUUGUUGGCGCAGCAAUUCCAACAGCAAACGCAGGGCCGUAUGGCGCAGUUGGAGCAGGAAAAUCUCGAUGCGCGCGCUCAGUAUGCACGGGAUCAACUUAUGUUACAGCAAUAUGAUCAGAAAAUCAAGGCCCUAGAAAAUGAGCUCACACAAUUACAGAGUAGUUACGGCCAACAGAUCGGUAGCAAGGACGAUCAAAUCCGUGCUCUACAGGAGCAGGUAAACACCUGGCGAACGAAAUACGAGGCCCUUGCAAAAUUGUAUUCACAGUUGCGUCAUGAGCAUCUUGAUUUGUUGCAGAAAUUUAAGGGCGUGCAACUCAAGGCAGCUUCAGCACAGGAAGCCAUCGAUAAAAGAGAGAAGCUUGAACGGGAAAUAAAGACGAAAAAUCUUGAGCUUGCUGAUAUGAUCCGAGAGAGAGACAGAGCUCUGCAUGAAAAAGAUCGCCUCUCCGGCGGCAAUCGUGAGGAGCUAGAGAAGCUUAAGCGGGAACUUCGCAUGGCUCUGGACCGGGCCGAUAACCUGGAGCGAAGCAAGGGCAACGAACUCUCCUCCAUGCUUUCCAAAUACAAUCGUGAGAUGGCAGAUCUUGAAGAAGCCCUCCGAAAGAAGACUCGGGCUCUUGAAGAAGUUCAUGCAAAAUAUAGCGAAGGCGGUUCUGAUGCUGAGCGCUUGUUGCGGGAGAAGGAGGAUGAGUUAGAGGUUUACAAACAAAGCUUGGACGAUACCCUAAUCAAGCUCAAUGAGUUAGAGAUGUCCCGCGGCGCAACGGACCAGGCUCUAGAUGGAGAGAUAGAUGCUAUGCUUCUCUCCAAUAUUAGCAAGAUCAACGAUAUCAUUGACUCGGUACUUCAGAGUGGAGUCCAACGUGUUGAUGAUGCUUUAUAUGAACUCGAUUCAUCUAUGCAAGCUGGAAACCAAAAUGCAACACCUUCCUAUGUCCUUUCGCAAAUCGAGAAGGCCUCUUCUAGUGCCACCGAAUUCGCAACAGCUUUCAAUAACUUCAUCGCCGAUGGUCCCAAUAGCAGUCAUGCUGAGAUCAUCCGGACGAUCAACGUCUUCUCGAGCUCUAUUGCAGAUGUUCUCAGCAAUACCAAGGGUCUGACAAGACUUGCUACAGAUGACAAGAAGGCAGAUCAGCUUAUCAGUGGUGCACGACAUUCAGCACAAUCGACUGUCAAGUUCUUCCGUGGCUUACAAAGCUUCCGCCUCGAUGGGAUGGAUCCGAUGCAGAAGACAGAUGUCGUUAUCAACAGCAUGAAUGAAGUACAGAUGAACCUUCAGAAGCUCAACAAACUUGUAGAUUCUUUCGCGCCAAACAGUGGCAAAUUGGUCAACAACAAGGGUGAUUUGGGAGACCUUGUGGACAGUGAGUUGAACAAGGCUGCCGACGCAAUCAGUGCUGCUGCCGCACGACUUGCAAAGCUGAAGUCGAAACCAAAGGAUGGAUAUUCAACCUAUGAACUGCGCAUACACGACUCAAUCCUCGAUGCUGCUGUGGCUGUAACAAAUGCUAUUGCUAAGCUGAUUAAAGCGGCAACAGUGACCCAGCAGGAGAUCGUCCAGGCUGGUCGUGGCUCUUUUUCCAAAACUGAUUUCUACAAAAAGAAUAACCGGUGGACCGAAGGGCUAAUCUCAGCCGCCAAGGCGGUGGCUUCCUCCACAAAUACCCUGAUUGAGACUGCAGAUGGUGUUCUCUCUGGUCGCAACAGCCCAGAGCAACUUAUUGUUGCGUCCAACGAUGUUGCGGCGUCCACAGCACAGCUUGUCGCGGCCAGCAGAGUUAAGGCAGGCUUCAUGAGUAAGAGCCAGGAGUCAUUGGAACAGGCCAGCAAGGCAGUGGGCGCAGCAUGCAGAGCGCUUGUCAGACAGGUUCAGAGUAUGAUCAAGGAUCGCGAUCAGGAGGAAGAAAAAGUAGACUAUGCCAAAUUGGGUGCACAUGAGUUCAAAGUCAGGGAGAUGGAGCAACAGGUCGAGAUACUGCAAUUGGAAAAUAGUCUGGCGGCUGCGAGACAGAGGUUGGGAGAAAUGAGAAAAGUGUCAUACCAGGAAUAG
Molecule: messenger RNA, 3168 nt
Organism: Amorphotheca resinae ATCC 22711
Lineage: Eukaryota; Fungi; Ascomycota; Leotiomycetes; Helotiales; Amorphothecaceae
Exons: 5
Coding region: 1-3168 (1055 amino acids)
Biological process (GO): endocytosis; actin filament organization; clathrin coat assembly
Cellular component (GO): actin cortical patch; clathrin-coated vesicle
Molecular function (GO): clathrin light chain binding; phosphatidylinositol-3,5-bisphosphate binding; actin filament binding
Source: RefSeq, a predicted model, not a curated record